CUGUCCCUAGAACACCAAGACUUGUCAAAAUCGACGUUUUGAAUGUUUUUGUAAUGACCGUAAUUACGCAUUGCGUGUGCGGGGGUUGACGACACGUGACAACUCCCCGCUUGACCCUCGUCCCACGCUUGACCACCCUUAUCCAUGUACCGUCAAAUCACAACAUAACCUCACACGUCAUCUGUCAUUCAUCAUCUCGCAUUAUUGUUGUCACUGCGAUAACAACAAUGCAAUUUUAUGGUUUUUCACCGAAAACACGGUCUAAUCGCUCCGUUGCCUCCUUUGCCGCCCCACACCGCCCAACACCCAACUAGGUUAUCUAACAGUACUUCAAGUAGGAGGGGUAAACCGUAUUGAUUUUUGCCACGACUUGUUGCUUCUUUCUCAUGAGUUCCGACUCUCUUCCUUCGGCAGUGGAGGAGGAACAAUCUGUUGGUCUGCUCAGCAACACGAUGGAGGCCCGAGCCGAACACCUCAAGACCCGCAACUACCGCUCUCUGUACUACUUCACCACCGCGCUGGGGGUGGGCAUGAUGGUCAUGAUGCUGACAUGGUUGGUGAAGCACAGAGGGGGCUUCUCCUGGUCGUCCAACACCAAGACGCAGUUCAACUGGCACCCGUUGCUCAUGAGCAUCGGGAUGCUGUUCAUUUACGGGCACUCAAUUCUUGUGUACAGGACGGGGAGGGCUGCCCCGAAAAAGAGACUGAAAAUUUUGCAUGCUUUACUCCAUGGCACGACCUUUAUUUUGGCGGUGAUUGCUCUGAAGGCCGUGUUCGACUCGCACAAUUACGCCAAGCCCCCAAUUGCCAAUUUGUAUACGUUCCAUUCGUGGUUUGGACUGAUCACGGCGAUUUUGUUUACUGGACAGUUUCUGUUCGGCUUUAUGAGCUUCCUCUACCCCGGUCUUUCCAAAACCCUCCGCUCGGCGGUGCUUCCGGUCCACGUGGCCACCGGGACUGCGAUUUUCGUCCUAGCUUUGAUCUCAGCCCUCACAGGGCUCACGGAGAAAACGCUCUGGACUUUGGACACCGGUUACGCACAGCUUCCGUCUGAAGCCAUCCUGAUUAACUUUCUAGCGCUCUUCCUCGGCUUUUUCGGCGUUUUUGUUCUCUAUUUGGUCAACGAUCCCGAUUUCAAGAGGACUAACUUGCCGGAAGACGAGGUGGCUUUGGCCAGUAGCGAUUGAUUUGGUGCUAUUUUGCCGAUGUUUUGAGUGGUUGGUGAUGAUGAGUGUUGAGGAGGUUGGUAGGAGUGGCUGAUUUCACCAAUGCAGUUACCACUGAGAUGUGACUGGUAUCGCUAAUCUUACUAUAUUUUGUGCUUAAUUGUUUAAAGUAUUUUUUAUAAUUGUAACUUUGGUGCUACUGUUUGGUCUCUAUUUUGUAAAGUUUACACAGUCUGACUAUGUAAGUGAUGUAUCCCAAAUAUAUGUAUAUUUAUGUCAACGCA
Messenger RNA from Zophobas morio, 1450 nucleotides. Its product is annotated as transmembrane ascorbate-dependent reductase CYB561. The record is from RefSeq and is a predicted model, not a curated record. Bases 387 to 1187 code for a protein of 266 amino acids. NCBI's taxonomy places the organism in Eukaryota, Metazoa, Arthropoda, Insecta, Coleoptera, Tenebrionidae. Gene Ontology annotation, molecular function: oxidoreductase activity. The transcript has 5 exons.